This is a messenger RNA of Talaromyces rugulosus, 1782 nucleotides long. RefSeq lists its product as uncharacterized. Gene Ontology annotation, biological process: proteolysis. Bases 1 to 1782 code for a protein of 593 amino acids. NCBI's taxonomy places the organism in Eukaryota, Fungi, Ascomycota, Eurotiomycetes, Eurotiales, Trichocomaceae. Gene Ontology annotation, molecular function: cysteine-type endopeptidase activity. The transcript is spliced from 2 exons. The record is from RefSeq and is a predicted model, not a curated record.
AUGUCUGCUCUUCCCCCACCGGGUUUUUGGGCAGUGUUGAUCGGAAUCGACCAUUACGACAAAUACAAACCACUGAGGGGGUGCGUUUCGGACAUUGAGAAUAUCGAACGUCUCCUUCAUGACACAGUUGACUCGACGCGGCUGCAGGUCUACAAGAUCACCGCAGCAGUAGCAAACGAGCCGCACCCGCCUACGUACAAGAACAUCAUGGACACUUUUCAAGAAGUCAAAAGGAAAGCAGCACCAGGCGACUUCUUUUACCUUCACUAUUCCGGGCAUGGUGGUCGCCAACAGCGCAAGGAGGACCCCCAGUAUCCUCAGCAUCAUGCAGCCGGUGGGGAGAUGUACGAAAGCCUUGUUCUCCACGGCGACAAACAUCUCAAAGAUUAUGAGCUCGGACAAUGCCUGGACGGCUUGGCUGAUGCCGGCGUCAAAACUUUCGCUGUGCUCGAUUGCUGCCACUCCGGGGGUGCUGACAGGGUCGCCGACGACACCAUCCGCGGACUCGACCACGUUAUCCCGCCGGAUGAAGAUGACAACGAUGUUCUCCCGCAUUAUCCAGAGGAAGAGUCCGACGCUACUACUCAGGAACCAAGUCGGGAUGGCUCAGCCAAGGCGUCAUAUUGGACCAGGGCACGGAAAUAUACCCUCCUGGCUGCAUGUCAACCGCAUGAGUACGCGAGGGAGUGUGAAGACCAAAAUGGCGAGAGGCACGGUGCCCUGACCUAUACGAUGCUCAGGUCCAUAGCAAAGCUCAGUGUCAGCGGCGUGAUACCGACUUAUAAGACGUUGUAUUGGGAUAUCGCCGCCAACAUUUUCAGCGUCUCUUCUACCCAACAUCCUAUGCUCUUUGGAGAACGCGACAUUCACUUGUUCGGAAGCACCAGCCAUCAAAGCACUCGACUUGCUGUUGUGAAUAGAAUCGACGGUGACCGGCGGCUUUAUAUCAGCAGAGGUGAAGCACACGGCGUCCGCGUUGGUGAGGAGUACGCUGUGCACCCGCGAGGGGCAUUCGAUCUAUCUCAGAUAAUUGCGAAGAUCCGGAUCAACUCAGUCGGGAUGACACGCGCGUCUGCGAAGAUUCCGCCGAUGGCCAGGGUGGAACAGGGUUGUCCUGUUUCACUGGUCACUCCGGUCAUUACCGAUCUUCUGCGCGUGAAGGUCCAGUCCCCGGAGCUACUGCAGGAACUGCAACAGAGAACCGGAUCCACGAUUCAGUUCAAUGCAUACGAUUCACGGGACGCGACGCACCAAGUGCUCUUUCAGGAUCAAUCCCACCAGAUAGUGGAUGCCACCGGGACUCCUUUAUCGAAUUGUCCUUUAUUCCCGGCCAACGGAGAAGCCGCCACCAAAAUAUACACCUUCUUGCAAAAGUUUGCGCAUUACCGGAUGGUUGCACAACUUCAUAAUGAAAAGUCCCACCUGAAUGCCUCUUUCGUUUUCCAGGAACGCGACGGAAUCGACGAUGUCUUUCAUGAAGAGAGUAUCAACCUGGUGUUUAAAAACCUGAAACCGCCUCCACCUAUUGGAUCCCUCCGCGAUGUGUUGUAUUUCAGCGUCCUCAAUUUGAGAGACAAUUGGGAAGUCGCACUUGUUAUCCCGGACCCGGAUGACACAGAUGAUUCCAUCGCAGUUGGGCCUGGCGAGACAAGUGAUCAGUACGAUAUGGAGAUGACGAUUCGGACCCCUCAACAAUCCGAGCUGGAUGACAUUUUCAUGACAAAGACCGCAAGAACCAAAGCACGAGUUGAUGUGAUCGUCAUUUCGGUCGGGAUCCACUAG